AGCCUCCAUCACUAGGGUAGAGUUUUUUUUUUACCAGUGUAGGUUGGUGUUAAUGUCUGAGUGCCGCCAUGGCAAACAGGGGACCAAGCUAUGGGCUCAGCCGUGAGGUCCAAGACAAGAUUGAACAGAAGUAUGCUGCGGAGUUGGAGGCUCGGCUUGUGGGAUGGAUCGUGGCCCAGUGUGGUGACGACCUGGAGCGACCUGAACCUGGCAAACAGAACUUCCAGAAAUGGCUCAUGAGUGGAACAAUUCUCUGCCGGCUCAUCAACAGUCUGUACCCCAGUGGUGAGGAACCAGUUAAGAAAAUUACAGAAACUAGUAUGGUCUUUAAGCAAAUGGAAAAGAUUUCUCAGUUCCUGCAGGCUGCUGAAGAUUAUGGUGUCAACAGAGGAGACAUAUUCCAAACUGUUGAUCUUUGGGAAGGAAAGGACAUGGCUGCAGUCCAGAGGACACUGAUGGCUCUGGGAAGUGAAGCUCUGACAAAGGAUGAUGGACAUUACUGUGGAGACAAAGACUGGUUUCAUAGGAAAGCCAAGAUCCACAAGAGGGAGUUUUCUGAGGAGCAGCUGCGUCAAGGUCGCGGUCUUAUCGGCAUGCAAAUGGGAAGCAAUCGUGGAGCAUCUCAAUCUGGCAUGGUAGGGUACGGCACCCCACGGCAAAUCAUGCGGCAUGACUCUCCUCGGCACAAUGGACAUCAGAGCAAUCCCUAAACACCAUACAGUUUGAUAUUUAAAAUCUGUACUGGAGCCAAAAGCCAAAUCUAGAGCUCCAGUUGUAGGAGGAAUGUGUACGUGUGUGUAUGUAUAUAGAUAAACCGUGGACUGAUGCUGCUUACACUAGUCUUUCAAUUACACACAUUAGUGUUGUCCCUUCACCCACAAUGCACCAGUGCUGGCUGUUAUUGUCAGGCAAGCUCCAGAUCAAGGCCAAAAUGUGCAAAAAAAAACAAAAAAAAUUUAAAUUGAAUAUAGUAUCAAAAGGCUCUCUGUAAACAUCUCUGUAAACAUGUAGCCCUUUAAGAAUGCUGACAAUCUGGCACUUGAACAUCUAACGUCCAUUUAUAAUUACGCAUUUGGCUCAUGCUUUUACCCGAAGCAACAUAAAUGUCCAUUUAAGGAAUUGUGUCCUGUGAAAUUAAACCCACAAUAUCGGCGUUGCAAGCCCAUACUCUACCAACUGUGCUGAAUGAGUUGUGCAUGCUGUGCAAUAGGAACAUUCUGAAGAAGUCUAUUUUUACUUAAAGCCAUAUGUAACCAAUCAGUGUGUCAAGAUAUACAAAAUAAACAGUGCUUAAAAUAUAAAUGUAUUUGAUUAAAGUGAUACUGUGCUCAGUUGCUACCAAAUGUACAUUAUUGUUGAUGUAUACUAACUAUAAAGGUUCCUGUUCCUGCUAGCAGAAUGCGCCAAACUAAUCGACUCAAGUCAUUCUAUAUCUUCAAAAAAUGUCAUUGUUGUGCAGACAUUUCUGAUGUCACUGCAAAGAAAUGAUGCUAUACAUUCCAGUGAUAUGAAAAGAACCGUUUGCUUAAGAGUCCGAAUCAAGUAAAACUGAUACAAAAGAAUGUGGUAUUUAUUAAAAGUCAUUUUAAAUGCAGCUAUUUUCAACUUUCGUUAAUUUUAUGCAUUAACAUGCAUGUAAAGUAAAUGUGUUUCUGAUGCUAAGACUGUAUUGCAGAUUAUUAUAUUUAUUGUGAAGUUUCACUUUGUAUCUAUACCUUUGACAAUCAAAAUACUUUCCAAUUGUCAUGACUGAAAUAUUUGGCUGUUUAGUUCUGUGUUUCUUGUUUUUAUUUUUGUGGUUUGAUUU
Molecule: messenger RNA, 1807 nt
Organism: Sinocyclocheilus rhinocerous
Lineage: Eukaryota; Metazoa; Chordata; Actinopteri; Cypriniformes; Cyprinidae
Product: transgelin-3-like
Exons: 5
Coding region: 69-710 (213 amino acids)
Biological process (GO): actin filament organization
Cellular component (GO): actin cytoskeleton
Molecular function (GO): actin filament binding
Source: RefSeq, a predicted model, not a curated record